UACUGGCAAAUGCGAGUACAGCAGUCAGAAAGCCACGACGAAAAGGGGUUCCUACGCCAACCAAGAUUUGAAUCAUAAAAAGGCUUCUAACAGUAUUUGAAGGCAGCUGAAAGCAAAUUGGAGCGCUGCCAGCCAAAAUGAAUGGGACGUCUAUCACUGUCCGUGGCAGCCAAUGACUGGAUGGUAAGCUUUAUUGUGUCACCGGUGGAAUUUCAGGUGGAGGGGGCUACCGCGGAUGCGUGGAAUUUCUGCCGGGAGGGGCGAGAAUCGAGACGGUCUUUUAUCACUCUUCUCAUCCACGGAAGGAAAUUCCUCCCAAAGAGCGAGUCCACCAAUCAGACGGGAGACAGAAAUUCGAGAGGAAGUUUCCCCCCGGCGGGGAACGCCCUCAAAGCAACCCCCUUCUCCCUCUCUUCUCUUGUGAGCAAAAGCAGCCAGUCGGGGGCCCCGCAAGUUCCCAGAAAGACGGAAUUUAGAAGGAAGGAGCGACAAGUUGCGCGACCAUGACGUCGCCUAUCUUCUUCUCGUGCUUGCUGGUUUUGACGUGGAGCCAAAGCGGCGUGGCCCGUUCGCCUUACCAGGCCGUCCUGCAACACAGCCGCGUCCGGGGACGUCAGCAAGGGCCCAACGUGUGCGCCAUGCAGCAACCGCGAGGCAGCGACAAGAAAUAUUUCGCCAACUGCAAGCAAUGGUACCACCGGAAGAUCUGCAACCAGCCCACGGUGGUGACGUACGAGUGCUGUCCGGGUUACGAGAAGAUCCCUGGCGAGAGAGGCUGCCCCGCAGCGCUGCCUCUGGUCAACAUCUACCAGACGGUGGGGGCUGUGGGCGCCUCCACCACCAAGAUGUACGCCGACCGAGCCCAACUGAGGGAGGAGAUCGAGGGUCCCGGAAGCUUCACCUUCUUCGCUCCCAGCAACCAGGCCUGGGCCGCCUUGCCCACGGAAAUUCUGGACGCGCUGGUGAGCAACGUGAACAUCGAGCUGCUCAACGCGCUCCACUACCACAUGAUCGAGCGGCGCCUGACGUCCGAAGAGCUUAAGCACGGCUCCUCCUUCUCCUCCAUGUAUCAGGACUACCAUGUGCACGUGCAUCACUACUCCAACGGGAUCGUGACGGUGAACUGCGCGCGUCUGAUCAAGCCGGACCAGCACGCCACCAACGGCAUCGUGCACGUGGUGGACCGCGUCAUUACAGCCGUCUCCAACAACCUGCACGCACUGAUCGACGUGGACGACGACCUGGAGACGCUGCGCACGGCCAUUGCCGCCGCCGGCUUGAGCGACCUCCUGCAGAGCGAAGGCCAGUAUACUGUCUUGGCUCCUACCGACGAGGCUUUCCGCAAGAUUCCGCCAGAGACCCUGAACAGGAUCCUGGGAGACCCGGUGUCUCUUCGGGACCUGCUGAACUACCACAUCCUGAAGAACAUGCGCUGCGCCGAGUCCAUUGUGUCGGGAACGCCGAUGGAGACACUGCAGGGCACUGUUCUAGAAGUGGGAUGCGACCGGGACGGGCUGACCAUCAACGGGAAAGCGGUGGUGGGCAAGAAGGAUCAGUUGGCCACCAAUGGCGUCGUCCACUACAUCGACCAACUGCUCAUCCCUGACUCGGCCAAAACUCUGCUGGAGCUGGCCGAGAGCUCCGACGUGACGACGACGGCCAUCAAAAUGUUCGCACAGGCCGGCCUGAGCGGCCACCUGAAGGGAUCCGAAGCGCUGACCGUGCUAGUCCCUCUGGACGACGCCUUGGCAGGGAUGCCCGCGGCCGACGUCGGGAAGGCUUUGAGCCAUCAUAUCGUCAGGGGGCUGCUGUCGUCCAAGUCCUUGUAUCACAAUCAGGAGCUGGAGACGCUGUCCGGCGUCAAACUCAGAGUUUUCGUCUACAGAAACAACUUGUGCAUCGAGAACGCGUGCCUGGCCGCCCACGACAAGACCGGACGCUACGGGACCAUGUUCACUGUGGACAACCUGCUGACGCCACCCGCGGGGACCAUCAUGGAUGUCUUGAAGGCGGACGACCGCUUCAGCGUCCUGGUGGGUGCCAUCCAAGUGGCCGGAAUGACAGAGCUGCUCAACCAACCCGGAGCGCUGACCUUCUUCGCUCCCACCGACGCCGCCUUCCGCGCAAUGUCGCGGCCCCGAGUCGACGAGCUCUUGCGCGACCGCCGGCAGCUGUCGGCCUUGCUCAAGUUCCACCUGGCUGAGGGGACGCUGGUCAGAGGGGGCGUGAGCUCCCACACCAGAGUGGAAAACCUGCUGGGCGACAAGCUGGAGCUGGGCGCGAGGAACUACACGGUCUUCGUCAACCGAGUCCCGGUGAUCCACGGCGACCUGAUGGCCACCAACGGCGUGGUCCACGGCGUGGACGACGUGGUCGAGGCCUUGCCCCCCAAGGCGGAGCGAGAGCAAGCCGACGGGCCGACGACCUCCAUUGGCUCUUCUUCCGCGCAUUCAGAAUCCGGAAGCUUCCGUGACGACAACCUUUUUCAGAAGGUCCUACAAAGUCGUUCCAGCAGGACCAUGAGUGUCGCAGGGCAGUGACGCUUCAGGAGCAGUCACCCGCGUGCCCAAAAACCAAAACCGGAGUCAGGCUUUAACCCUUGAAAGGGCCCUCAUUAAAAAUAACAACAAAACAAACAGCUUUAAAGUGUUAUUGGGGGCCAUAACCAGAGUGGAUUUCUGUUUUUCUUCAUUUUACAUUGAAUAAAAUACCCCUAAACAAAUACUAAGUGACACAAAGUGGCAAAUAAAUACCCAGAAUUAGCGAGACGGGACCAGAUAUUAACAGGAAGUGACCUGACAUAAACAGGAAGUCAAUCCAUAAUGCCCACAAAUCAACAGGAAGUCACCUGAUACAAACAUUAAAUAAUUCUGUAAUGCCCCCAAAUCAACAGGUAUUGACCAGACAUUAACAGGAAGUGACCUGACAUCAACACAGGAGUAGCCCAUAGUCAACAGGAAGUGACCCAACACAAACAGGAAGGGAUUUUAAAACGCCCCCAAAUUACCCGUAAGUGACCUGACACAAACAGGAAGUGAUUCCGAAAUGCCCCCCAAUUCAACAGGAAAUGAUUCCGAAAUCCCCCAAUUCAAGAGGAAAUGACCUAACACAAACAGGAAGUGAUUCAGAAAUGUCCUUAAAUUAAAAGGAAGUGACCUGAUAUUAACAGAAAGUGACCCAUCAAUGCCCCAUAAUUAACAGGAAAUGACCUGACAUAAACAGGAAGUCAAUCCAUAAUGCCCACAAAUCAACAGGAAGUGACCUGAUACAAACAGGAAGUAAUUCUGUAAUGCCCACAAAUCAACAGGAAGUGAUCCAAUAAGAACACGACGUGACCCUGAAAUACCACAUAAUCAACAGGAAGUGACCUGACACAAACAGGAAGUUAUUCUGAAAUGCCCUCAAAUCCACAGGAAGUAACCCAUGAAUGCCCCAAAAUUAACAGGAAGUGACAUAGGAGUGGCCCACAGUCAACAAGACGUGACUUGAUAUAAACUGUAAGUCAAUCCAUCAUGCCCCCAAAUCAAUAGGAAGUGACACAAUACAAACAGGAAGUGACUCCAAAACGCCCCCAAAUCAAAAGGAAGUGACUCACAGCAAAGCUACCAUCGCAAUUUCACUGGAAAAAGCAUUUGUAUUACAUAUUUGUACUCCAUAUUAAAAUUAAGCUUUUAAAGUGAGCAAAAAUAGUCAUUUGCCCUAUAAAGCAGUGAUCCCCAACCACUGGGCUGGGGACAUGUCAGGUCCGUGGCGCAUUUGCUACUAGGACGAAGAGAAAUAAUGAGUUUGUUCACGACCACAAACUGGCCUGUGCCCGAUGACACAUCUACAGUAUACUAAUCUGAGGUGUGUUUAUGUCACCCUCUAGUGGUUGGCCGCCCUUACUGGGGUGUCUGCAGCUCAGCAUCAGUCAACGUAAACAGUGACGUUUGCUGCUCUGUGCUGCAAGUGGCGACAUCUUUGGACAGCUUUUUUUGCUGAGCAACAAAAGUGAAUGCACCGUUUAAAAAAAGUUGAUUCACAGUGGUCCGUGGUGCCAAAAAUGGUUGGGAACCACUGCUAUGAGGCACUGUUUUUUUCAACCACGGCACACUUUUUUCAUAAAAAACCCGAGCCAUUCCAAAAUAAACAAACAUAUUAACAAUAGCUAGCUGCUAGCUAGCUGCCACUGCCGCAAGCUGGACACUACUGGCCCGCCGCUGCCGCCAGCUAGCUCUCUGCCACCGCUAGCUAGCUGGCUGGCUGGCUGGCUAGCUAGCCGCUACCAGGAGCCGCUAGCUGGACACUAUUAGCCGGCUGCAGCCGCUAGCUGCCAUUAACUAGCUGGCUGCCGCCACCAGGUAGCUGGCUAGCUAGCCGCUACCCGGGGCUGCUAGCUGGACACUACUAGCCAGCUGCUGUAAGCUAGCUAGCC
Corythoichthys intestinalis (scribbled pipefish) is the source of this 4414-nucleotide messenger RNA. RefSeq names its product transforming growth factor, beta-induced (gene tgfbi). The coding region runs from base 504 to 2540 and encodes 678 amino acids. The record is from RefSeq and is a predicted model, not a curated record. Gene Ontology annotation, biological process: cell adhesion; extracellular matrix organization. The transcript has 17 exons. Gene Ontology annotation, cellular component: extracellular matrix. Lineage: Eukaryota; Metazoa; Chordata; Actinopteri; Syngnathiformes; Syngnathidae. Gene Ontology annotation, molecular function: cell adhesion molecule binding.